CAUCAUCAUCCUGUUUCCUCAUUGCCAAAUCCAUCAACUUCAACAUGCGCUAUUCUCUCCUCGCCUGUCUGGCUGCCGUCGGCGCCAUUGCUUCUCCCAUCGUGCAGGAGGAAUCUGAGGUCUACAACACGACUCUCAUUGCCCGGUCCACCCCCAGCUCCACCGGCACCAACAAUGGCUACUACUACUCCUUCUGGAACGACGGUGGCGGCGAUGUGACCUACACCAACGGCAAUGGUGGCUCCUACUCCGUCGACUGGUCCAACGUCGGCAACUUCGUCGCCGGAAAGGGCUGGAAUCCUGGAAGUGCUAGGGCCAUCACGUAUUCCGGCAGCUUCACCCCCAACGGAAACGGCUAUCUCAGCGUCUACGGCUGGACCAGAAACCCAUUGGUCGAGUACUACAUUGUCGAAUCGUACGGCGACUACAACCCCGGCAGCGGAGGAACCUACAAGGGCACCGUCACCAGCGACGGAUCGAGCUACAAGAUCUACACCGCGACUCGCCAGAAUGCCCCCUCGAUUGACGGCACAGCCACCUUCACGCAGUACUGGUCUGUUCGGGACAGCAAGAGAGUGGGCGGAACCAUCACCACGGCGAACCACUUCAACGCGUGGGCCAAGCUGGGAAUGAAGCUGGGAACGCACAACUACCAGAUUCUGGCGACGGAGGGAUACCAGAGCAGUGGUUCUUCCAAGAUUACUGUUUCCUAGAUAUUUCCACUUGUAUUGAGGAAUCAUACAUUGUCUUAGCAGCUGCAAAUCGUUUGAUACACUCAUGCGGCUUUAGGAUUAGUCUUAUUCUACUAUUAGGGGAUGAGAAUUUGCACCCUCGUACCUUUUAACACUGGUAUCCUAUUGUGGAUUGGAUAUAGCUAUAGCAUGACAGUUAGAUUAAGUAAAGAUAAAUUAAAAUGCGAAAAGGACUAUCAGACAGGUAUGCUGCAAGUUGAUGACGCUAAGAUAAACAUGGUAUUGCUAGGAGAAACAGAUUUUGUAAUAUAUAGGAAUUAGAUGGAUU
Molecule: messenger RNA, 1020 nt
Organism: Aspergillus wentii DTO 134E9
Lineage: Eukaryota; Fungi; Ascomycota; Eurotiomycetes; Eurotiales; Aspergillaceae
Product: glycoside hydrolase family 11 protein
Exons: 2
Coding region: 45-713 (222 amino acids)
Biological process (GO): xylan catabolic process
Molecular function (GO): hydrolase activity, hydrolyzing O-glycosyl compounds
Source: RefSeq, a predicted model, not a curated record